This is a messenger RNA of Uncinocarpus reesii 1704, 1095 nucleotides long. RefSeq lists its product as uncharacterized. Bases 1 to 1095 code for a protein of 364 amino acids. Lineage: Eukaryota; Fungi; Ascomycota; Eurotiomycetes; Onygenales; Onygenaceae. The transcript has 3 exons. The record is from RefSeq and is a predicted model, not a curated record. Gene Ontology annotation, cellular component: Set1C/COMPASS complex. Gene Ontology annotation, molecular function: protein binding; chromatin binding.
AUGGCUGAAGCUUCGACAGCUCCCACUCUGCCUCCCCAGGCGACAGCCAAAGUCUCAGACAUCGUCAAGAAUUAUCGCCCGUCAAAGGUGUUUCGAGGCAAUUCCAGGUCCAAUGGCCAGCAAUAUAUUACGUCCGUCGAUUUCGACGACCAAGGCGACUAUCUGGUCGCAGCCGGAGACGAUGAGAUGCUACAGCUUUUCGAUGUGAAGGAAGGAAAACCGACAAAGACAGUCCCCAGUAAGAAGUAUGGAGUCCACCUGGCGCGAUUUACUCACCACUCCCGUCAAAUAUUACAUGCUAGCACAAAGGUCGAUGAUUCGCUACGACUUCUUGACCUCCAUAACGAAAGCUACCUGCGCUAUUUCACCGGACACACAGACAAAGUAACUUGUCUCGCGUUAUCACCUGGCGCGGACGCCUUCCUUUCUUGCUCCAAGGAUGAUAGCGUUGCACUAUGGGACCUGAAUUCGAGAAACGCCCAGGGAAAACUGAAGCUGGCAACCCCAUAUCUUACCGCUUUCGAUCCAUCUGGCUCAGUUAUAGCUAUUGCUUCGCAGUCCACUUCUUCCAUCCUGCUUUACGACUUUAGAAACUACGACAAGCCACCCUUUGCGACCUUCGAUAUGGCACCACAGGAGGAUAGGUUCACUCCAACUACGCGAGGAAGAGCUUGGAACAAAUUGGAAUUUUCAAAUGACGGAAAACACCUCUUGGUCGGUACGGAUUAUCACGGCCACUUCAUUUUAGACGCAUUCGACGGAAAUAUCAAAGCAUUUCUGGUUGGCAAAUCCGGUGUCACAGGGCGGGCAGCUCCCGUGUCCAACUCUGGGAAACCACUUGGUCAAGGAGACGUGUGUUUCACCCCGGAUGGGCGAUAUAUCAUUGGAGGAGCUGGCGACCAGCCUGACACGCUCGUGUGGGAUGUCCACCAAACCCCGGAUUCUAGUUGUUUCCUCCAGCCGAUAGCCCGUUUGCCGCACCGUGGAAAGGCCGCUAUCGUUCAGGUGAACCCAAGAUACAAUAUGUUCGCCAGUGCGGAUAAAGAAAUCGUUUUCUGGCUGCCCGAUGACAGCGCGAAGCAACCUGACAAAUGA